GACGUAUUUAUGUGAAAAAGUAAACAAAUAAAGAAAAGAGGAAGAUUUUGGGUCUUCCUUUCAACAAUUUUUACACACCUUUCGAUGCCAUUUAUUUAUUUUAUUUUAUUUUUAAAAUUACACAAUCCCUUUUCGAAGGUUCUCUCUCUUCUCUCCGUUUCAUUUUUUCUACUGAGCUCUGUAAGGCUGGAACGAUUUGAUUGGUAAGUCAUGUCGGGCCUUUACAAUCCCAACUUCUCUCCUGCAAGAGCUGUGUCUCCACAGAUUAGAAACACCCCAGAUGUAGACAGUAGUCAGUAUUUGCAAGAGCUGUUGGCGGAGCAUCAAAAGCUUGGGCCUUUCAUGCAGGUUCUUCCCAUCUGUAGCAGGCUCUUGAAUCAAGAGAUCAUAAGAGUUUCCUCGAUGAUGCCAAACCAAGGUUUCAAUGAACUUGACAGAUUAAGGCAAAGAAGUCCAAGUCCUAUGGCUUCUUCAAAUCUUUUAUCAAAUGUUGCGGGGGCAGGAAUAACUGGCUGGAAUGGACUUCCUCAGGAGAGAAUGAGUAGGCCUCCUGGAAUGACAAUGGACUGGCAAGGGGCUCCUGCAAGUCCUAGUUCAUUCACUGUGAAAAAGAUUUUGCGCCUAGAUAUUCCUGUAGAUAACUUUCCAAAUUUCAAUUUUGUGGGACGACUGUUGGGCCCUAGAGGAAAUUCACUGAAACGAGUGGAAGCCACAACAGGAUGCCGUGUAUAUAUUAGAGGAAAAGGUUCAAUAAAGGACCCAGACAAGGAGGAGAAGCUACGGGGACGACCUGGUUAUGAGCACCUCAAUGAAUCACUUCACAUCUUGAUCGAGGCUGAUUUGCCUGCCAAUAUUGUUGACAUCAGACUGAGGCAAGCCCAGGAGAUAAUAGAAGAGCUGCUGAAGCCUGUGGAUGAGACGCAGGAUUAUAUAAAGAGGCAGCAAUUACGUGAACUGGCCAUGCUAAAUUCAAGUUUCAGAGAAGACAGCCCUGGACCAAGUGGCAGCCCCUCAGUUUUCACUACUAGUGGAAUGAAACGUGCAAAAACAAAUUAAAAAAUAUAUAUAUAUAUUUGAUGUUAUAUAUUUGCUCUUACAUAAUUGAAAAUCUAAGAAAACAGAUGAUAGGUCUCUGUAGCUUUUUGGUUGUGUUUUCUUUUUUCUUUUUUCCUUUAAUUUCUUGAACAGAAAAACUGAAGGGGGUGGAAACAAAAAGAACAAAGUGUUCCCAUAUAGUUGGUUUUAGAAUAGGUUUUGGUGAUGUCUGGUUCUCUUGAACUCAUUCAUUGGAUUUAUUCUUGUGUUAGUAUAUAGUGUGAAAUAUGUUUAUUGUUGAUACAACAGAGCAACAAGAAGUGACUUGAUUUGUAGGUAUCUUCUUGUUAUAACACCUAUGUAUUAUUUAAGAUUCUAUUUUAAGACAAUAUAUUGAUGGCUUUUCUUACUUAA
This is a messenger RNA of Olea europaea var. sylvestris, 1449 nucleotides long. Its product is annotated as KH domain-containing protein At3g08620-like. Gene Ontology annotation, cellular component: nucleus. The record is from RefSeq and is a predicted model, not a curated record. Gene Ontology annotation, molecular function: mRNA binding. The coding region runs from base 211 to 1056 and encodes 281 amino acids. Gene Ontology annotation, biological process: regulation of mRNA splicing, via spliceosome. The transcript is spliced from 7 exons. NCBI's taxonomy places the organism in Eukaryota, Viridiplantae, Streptophyta, Magnoliopsida, Lamiales, Oleaceae.